CAUGUCAGCGCAUGCGUUUCCCAUUGAGUUUCAUCAAUGAAGUUAGACAAGACGAGCAAGGAUGGGUAGAAAAAGUCAGCAAAGAAUUAUUAAGAGAUCUGAAACUUUUCAAGAGCCAGUUCUAACUAUGUUAGGAAAUAAAGAUUCGGAUUUAAAGAACAGCCCAGAAAGAGUAACUUUACGAAAAGAGAUAGGCUUGAUCAGUGCUUGUGCAAUUAUAAUAGGUAAUAUUAUUGGCUCUGGAAUUUUUAUUUCUCCAAAAGGAGUCCUUGAACACACAGGUUCCAUAGGACUAGCUCUAAUAAUCUGGGUAUUAGGUGGUGGGAUCACAGUAUUGGGAUCCUUAUGUUAUGCAGAACUUGGAGUUACCAUACCCAAAUCAGGAGGUGACUAUUCAUAUGCCGUUGAGGUUUUUGGUGGCCUACCAGGGUUUUUGCUGCUAUGGAGUGGAGUUCUUAUUAUGUACCCCACCACUUUGGCUGUGAUUUCCAUGACAUUUUCCAACUAUGUUUUACAGCCAGCAUUUCCAGAAUGUUCACCUCCAUAUUACGCAUCAAGGAUUCUCUCCACGGUCUGUGUUUUAUUUCUGACCUGGGUGAACUGCUUCAGUGUUCGAUGGGCUACACGAAUUCAAGAUAUAUUUACUGCAGGAAAGCUUCUUGCCUUGGGAGUUAUCAUUGGAGUCGGAAUGGCACAGAUCUAUAAAGGUAACUAUGAAGAACUUAAACCACAAAAUGCCUUUGACUUUUGGAUGACACCUUCAUUUGGGCAAAUAGCAUUAGCGUUUCUUCAGGCAUCAUUUGCAUUCAGUGGAUGGAAUUUCUUGAAUUAUGUAACAGAAGAAUUAGUUGAGCCCCGAAAGAAUCUACCUCGUGCAAUAUUCAUAUCGAUUCCACUGGUUACAUUUGUGUACACAUUCACCAAUAUUGCAUAUUUCACUGCAAUGUCACCUCAAGAAUUGUUGUCAUCAAAUGCUGUUGCUGUUACAUUUGGUGAAAAGCUACUGGGAGUAAUGUCAUGGAUUAUGCCAAUAUCUGUAGCUCUGUCUACCUUUGGUGGAAUCAAUGGAUAUCUUUUCACCUCAUCAAGGCUGUGUUUCUCUGGAGCCAGAGAAGGUCACUUGCCUAGUUUACUUGCAAUGAUUCACCUUAAGCACUGCACUCCAAUUCCAGCUCUUCUAGUUUUUUGUUCCACAACCAUUAUUAUUAUGCUUGUUGGUGAAACCUACACACUGAUUAACUAUGUGUCAUUUAUCAACUACCUCUGUUAUGGAGUAACAGUUUUGGGACUCCUCGUACUUCGCUGGAAGAAGCCCAAAGCAUACCGACCUAUAAAGGUAAAUCUUCUGAUUCCGGUCGCAUAUUUGAUAUUUUGGGUGUUUCUUCUGAUCUUCAGUUUGCUGUCAGAGCCGGUUGUCUGUGGGAUUGGGCUAAUUAUCAUAUUAACUGGAGUGCCCGUUUAUUUCCUGGGUGUACACUGGAAAAAUAAACCAAAGUGCCUUCUCAAACUAAUUGAUUCCAUGACGAUUAAUGGACAGAAAUUAUGUUUUGUUGUCUUUCCACAAUGUGAUGUUUCAGAAGAAGAGGCAACUCCACUGAAUCAUUCCUAGUUUAUGAAGUAUGCAAAGACACGGCACAGUUGGAAUGGAGUUUUACUUGAAUGAAGUUGAGGCGUUAAAACAGACUACCUAAAAUGUAGUCACAUAUCUUAGAGUUUUCUGAUUGUAUGUAAAAAGAUGGGUUCUCUUUUGAUAAGCUUCUGCUGUUUGCACAUUGUCGAACUACACAGGCAAAAUGGAGUAAUACCAUCCCAUUUUUAUUAAAUGUACCAUAUCUUGAAAGAUGAACUGGAAUCAUUUUCAGAAAAAAUGAACAACAUUGACAAUAGUCAUACCUGGAGGAAAUUUUUAAUUUUUAUUCUGUAGACUAUUACACACGGUCAAAUGAAUAUUCACAUUCCUCCUUUAGGCAGAUUCCAUAGCCAUAGCAUUUAUUAAUCAUGUACUGCAAAUUCUAUGGGAAUUAGCCACUACUAAUAUCUUUGGCAGGGGGCUUUUCUCACUAUGAGUUAGAAUGUUUUUAGAAUGAUUCCACCACUGACUUGUGCAUAUUUACAAAGUAGCUACAAAAGAACCACAUUUUUUUAAAGAAAUAGACCAAAUCAGCAGAAUUCAAAAGGUCAUAUUUUAACUGAACAAAUGAAUGUAUGUUAAGUGAACAGUCCAUGAUGUGGAAUGUCUAUGAAAAAUGAGUCCAUGUACUGACAAAUACUGUUCCUGUAAAUGGUUUGCUGCAUGUUUUAAAUUAGUUUUGCUCAUAUGACACACUGAAAACACUGUACAUGCUCUUUGCUAGGCUCACUGUUUUGCAAUCAUUUUUGGAAAAGUAGGAGGUGAGACCUAAAUGCUUAUUCUAUGACACAUCCUACCUGUGGCAUCUGAAGAGAAGGUCAGAGGUUACAGCUCUGGUACUAAAUGAAAUAACACAGAAAUACCACUGCAAACAUUAAUGCAAUGAUUACUACAAAUACAUCAUACCACUACAUAACCUAGUAAUAAAAAGUAGAAGUGAAACUUUGUAAUACCCAAGGUACAUCUUUAUCCAAUUGGCACAGAUAUAUGCAGGAAGUGGAAGGGAGAAUGUGAUACAUAUCAAUGAUCUUGGAAUAUUCAGUACUGAAGCUUGCUGUCAAUAGGAAUGAAGCCCAGAAAUAAGUAUCAAAAAAGUAAACACAAAUGAUAAAAAGUCAUGGCUACAUAUCCUGGAAAGGGAUCUGAGAGUGACCACAUUAAGUGCAAUGAUAUGAUACAGCAUGAAUGAAGGUCUGGAAUGAUAUCAUAAUGUCCAACAGUAAAAUCAUCAGUUGAAUAUGGGAAUCCUAAGAAUUACAACUUAAUUAGAGCACUUUUGCAUUUUGAGGGACCCAGAACACAAUUUCAGUGAGGAUAUAGUCAAGGUAGAGGAAGUUUAUAAGAAGGCAAUAAAAUAGUAUAAAAAGUUUCAACUUCACUCAUUAGAGCCCUAAUUAAAAAACUCAAAACAACAACCCUUUCAGCUGACCUCUUCCCUGCAGACUACCUCCAAAAUGCUGCUGAGGUUAUAGCAUUCCCUGUCUCUAUUUUGAUAAACAGAAUCAUAAAUGAAGCCUGUUUCCCCUCUGUCUGGAAAAUAUCACAUGUCAUACCACUCCACAAAGGAGGCAGCUCCAUUAAGCUGUAAAACUAUAGACCAAUAGCUAUCCUUUCCCCUCUGGCUAAAAUUAUGA
Protopterus annectens (West African lungfish) is the source of this 3264-nucleotide messenger RNA. It is a transcript of the gene SLC7A10, whose product is annotated as solute carrier family 7 member 10. The transcript is spliced from 11 exons. Bases 62 to 1609 code for a protein of 515 amino acids. NCBI's taxonomy places the organism in Eukaryota, Metazoa, Chordata, Ceratodontiformes, Protopteridae. The record is from RefSeq and is a predicted model, not a curated record. Gene Ontology annotation, cellular component: membrane. Gene Ontology annotation, molecular function: L-amino acid transmembrane transporter activity; neutral L-amino acid transmembrane transporter activity. Gene Ontology annotation, biological process: amino acid transmembrane transport; D-serine transmembrane transport; D-alanine transmembrane transport.